This is a messenger RNA of Heterotrigona itama, 1452 nucleotides long. The record is from the annotation of a GenBank genome assembly. Lineage: Eukaryota; Metazoa; Arthropoda; Insecta; Hymenoptera; Apidae.
AUGCCUCUAUUUAACUUGAACGUUUUGAACUUAAGUAAAGGAAACGUUUUGUCAAAUUUCUCUUAAAAGGACAAAAUAAUUUGAGUCUACCCUUGAGAAUUUUAAAGGGGGAGAAGUUGAAUCCAAGUUGACAGCAUCUUAGAAAUGCAAACAAAAAUCUGUGAAAGGGAAUUUGAAGAGAGAACCGUCGAAACUUGCACGAAGCUUGCCCCAAAGGAAGAAAGGAAGAUUUUGAUCUAGAGAGAAAAGAGGGGAGAGACACCUGCUUGGUGAACAAGAAGAGUCGGAAAUAUCAUGUUUGUAAAAUUACAGUACAUCUCCAGAGAAUUAAUGCGACCUGGCAUGGCACACCUGUUGCAAAUUUUAAAUAAAAGAAUCCUCCAGCAUACAAAUUUCAAGCCAACAAGAAUUUAACGUCCUCUAUCAUACUUAGCUUACUUUAUUUCCUUCGCAAAUAAAAAUUUCAGGUAAAAAUAAAAUAGCAUACCUAAUACAAUAAUAAAUGAGCAGAAGUAUUCAAGAUAAUACGUUGUCUUCCAGCUAAGGUGAACAAUGCUAUUUAUGGGCUAGUCAACCUGACUGUUUUAAGUAGGAAUUCCUGUAAUUCACUUCAAUUAUUUCUAGAAACUAGGUUUCGUAGGAAAUUGAAAGAUAAGUUUAAUUUAUUAAUAAGUGAAUCAUCAUCAAUCACAAAAAGAAAGUAUUAUUGUUGUAUCGGUGAAAUUUUGGACAAAAGAAAAAACAAAGAAAAAAAGAUGGUGCGUGGUCUGCCGCAGUGGACGAAAACCUUGAGCUUCCCCGCGAGGGUGUCCCCCCAGAGGCCUGCCAAGGAGUCGAAGGGGUUUCAUGUAAGCCCCAGUGCUAGCCCCACGUCGCCACCCAGCCCGAUCAACGAUAACAUGGACAAGGCACCGAUUAUUACCGACGAGGUUAGAUUACAUCUCUUUUCUUUUGUUUCUAACAUUGCUUGCCGCGGUUAACAACGCUUUGGGAGCUUAACCUUGUAACAAUUGUAAUCAAAAAGUUCGUAGGGACAGGUGAAAAAUAACAGUUGCAUUAUGUUGUAUCUUUGUAUUGUACUCAUGAUGGCUCAUGAAAUUGUAGGGUCUUGUAUUCAUAUCGUAUAUAUGUGUUAUAUAAAACAUUUUGGACAUUCGGACAUUUGAAAUGUAUAUAUAACAUGUGUAUAUAUACAUAACAAAUGUAUAUAUAACAAUUGUCUUUGACAAUAUUAAAAAUGAAUUCAAAGAUUCCUCUGUUUGUUAUAAAUACUCUUUCCAAUUUUACUAAUAUAGUCUCAAUGAAAUGUUUUGUACAACAUUUGCAAUAAAAUGCAUGUCCGUAAUUGUUCGAACAAUUUCGUAAGUGAUCGUGUAUGUAAACAUACUAUGUGAAUCAAUGACAUUUCAAUUUUUGUAGGAUGAUUUAGAAACUCUUCUCGAGAGAAUAUAA